This is a messenger RNA of Lolium perenne, 618 nucleotides long. RefSeq lists its product as uncharacterized. The record is from RefSeq and is a predicted model, not a curated record. Lineage: Eukaryota; Viridiplantae; Streptophyta; Magnoliopsida; Poales; Poaceae.
CGCCGCCGGGCACGCACGCACGCCUCCCCAGAGCAGAGCCCCACCACACACCCCGACGAAAAGCUCCUCACCUUUUUUCCGUUACUUUUCCCCUGGUACUACCAGCGAAGAAGAGAUAGAAGAGGAAGGGGAGGCGGCCGGAGGAGGCGAAGAUGUGCUGCUGCCCGAGCAAGGCGUGCUGCUGCUGCACGCUCGUCAUCCUCGUCCUCAUCGCCGUCGGGAUCGUCUUCGGCUUCGGCGUCUACACCCGCGGAUUCCACAAGCUCUCCAACGGCAUCCACCUCCAGGACGACUACCCCUCCUCCGCCUCCUCCUCCUUCCGCGCCUUCGGUGGCCACCUCGCGCCCUCGCCGUACUAGGGACCCCGCCUCCCAGAUCCGGCGCGCAGUGGGGAUUCCGUCACGCGGUGCGGAUGAGAUGAUGGGCUGGAGCGCCAGCAUUGCUUGCCGUAUGUGAAGGAAGAGGAAAUUGGUUUCGGGGACUGAUCGGUUCGCGUUUAUUAAUUUUUCAGUUGUAUUCCUUUUGUUGUUUCUCUCCGACGAUAUUUUUGCCAGAGUAUGAACUUUUCUGAUUGAUUGGUAAUUAGCGUGCCGCGCGGCCCCCGUUUCUGAUUGUUAA